This is a messenger RNA of Anopheles bellator, 2028 nucleotides long. Its product is annotated as neuropeptide SIFamide receptor-like. The transcript has 8 exons. Lineage: Eukaryota; Metazoa; Arthropoda; Insecta; Diptera; Culicidae. The coding region runs from base 1 to 2028 and encodes 675 amino acids. Gene Ontology annotation, molecular function: neuropeptide Y receptor activity; peptide binding. Gene Ontology annotation, biological process: G protein-coupled receptor signaling pathway. The record is from RefSeq and is a predicted model, not a curated record. Gene Ontology annotation, cellular component: membrane.
AUGGAGCUGGGGGGCGAAGUGUUCACGAUGGGCCUGGCGCUCAAGCUGCAGAAGGUGCCGCCGGGAGCGAUGCUCGACUUCAGCGAGCUGCGCCGGGAGAACUCGAACGCGGCCGCCCUCACCGGCGACUGGGACACCGUUCAGGCGGCCGAUGUGCCCGGAAACGAGACGAUGGGACCGUUCGAGGAGUACGAGCUGUUCUACCGGCACUCGUACACGAUGACCGCCGUCUACUGCGUCGCGUACUUCAUCGUCUUCAUCGUGGGGCUGGUCGGCAACAGUUUCGUCAUCGCGGUCGUCUUCCGGGCCCCGCGGAUGCGCACGGUUACGAACUUUUUCAUCGUCAAUCUCGCGGUCGCCGACGUGCUAGUGAUCGUCUUCUGUCUGCCGGCCACGCUGAUGAGCAACAUCUUCGUACCCUGGAUGCUCGGAUGGUUGAUGUGCAAAACCGUACCCUACAUACAGGGUGUCUCGGUGGCGGCGUCCGUCUACAGUUUGAUUGCGGUGUCACUCGACCGGUUUCUCGCCAUCUGGUGGCCACUGAAGCUGCAGAUCACGAAACGCCGGGCCCGGUUCAUGAUCGUGUGCAUCUGGAUCAUUGCGCUCGGCUCGACCGUCCCGUGGGCCCUGUUCUUCGAGCUCGUCCCGAUCAUCCCGGAGGCGCCGGACAUCAAACUGUGCGUCGAGGUGUGGCCCCCCGGCACGGACGGGGCGCUGUACUUUCUGCUGGCGAACCUUGUUGCCUGUUACCUGCUGCCCAUGACGCUUAUCACCAUCUGUUACAUCCUGAUCUGGAUCAAGGUUUGGCGCCGCUCGAUACCGGGCGACUCAAAGGACGCCCAGAUGGACCGGAUGCAGCAGAAGUCCAAAAUCAAAGUUGUUAAAAUGCUUGUUGUCGUUGUUAUACUGUUUGUCCUCUCCUGGUUACCUCUGUACGUUAUCUUCGCCCGCAUCAAGCUGGGCGGUGCGCUCGAGAGCAGCGAGGAGGAGCUGCUGCAGAUCGCGACACCGAUCGCCCAGUGGCUCGGGGCGUCCAACUCCUGCAUCAACCCGAUCCUGUACGCGUUCUUCAACAAGAAGUACCGGAAGGGCUUCGCCGCCAUCAUUCGGUCGCGCAAGUGCUGUGGCCGACUUCGGUACUACGAGACCGUGGCGAUCGCCUCCUCGUCGACCAGCACGCGCAAGUCAUCGCACUACCACAACAGCCAGCGGCGGGCGGGCGGCAGCCCCUCGGUCAAGUCGGCGGACGUGGUGUCGUACAUCUACGAGGAGAAGGGCGGCCGCAGGCACCACGCCAUCUCGAAGCAGAACAGUGACCUCUCACGGCACAUGCUGCUCAAGCAGGACAGCAGCAUCUCGCGCCAAUCGCUGCUCCUGAAGCAGGACAGCGUGGCGUCGCGGUCCGCUAUCCUGUACCGCCAGGACAGUGACAACUCGCGCCAGAUGCUGCUGAAGCAGGACAGCAACGGCUCGCGGGACAUGCUGUCGAAGCAGGGGUCCGCGUCCGGGUCGAUCUCGCGCCAGGACUCGCAGAUCUCCUACAUCGAUCCACCGCUGCGCCGGGGCAUCCUGUGCAAACAGGACACCCAGAUCUCCUACAUCGAGCACAGUGUCGGCGGUGGCACCGGUGGUGGUGGUGGUGGUGGCGUCGGUGGCACCGGUACACCGGGCAGCAAGAAGUUCUCGGCGUCCCUGUCGUCCCAGGACAGUGUCCUGUCGAUCAUCGAGCACAAGCGCCACAAGCUGGUCAAGCAGGACUCGAUCUUCUCGUUCAACGAGCCGAAAUCAGUGUACGAAAGUGCGACCCCGGCCCCGUUCAAGCGGCACCAGCUCGUCAAGCAGCACUCGGUCAUAUCGUUCGCCGACCAGAAGCGGGGCGGUAGCCUCACCAAGCAGGACUCGGUGACCACCAUCCACCGGGCCGGCAACGGCGAGGGCCCGUACAUUUCCUCCAUCCUCAAGAAGACCGACUCGCAGUGCAGUUCCGCGUCGCCGGUGCGCAAAAACAUCGGCUUCUUCGACGGCUAG